This is a messenger RNA of Heteronotia binoei (common prickly gecko), 2321 nucleotides long. RefSeq names its product synaptotagmin like 3 (gene SYTL3). Lineage: Eukaryota; Metazoa; Chordata; Lepidosauria; Squamata; Gekkonidae. Gene Ontology annotation, biological process: exocytosis; intracellular protein transport. The record is from RefSeq and is a predicted model, not a curated record. Gene Ontology annotation, cellular component: plasma membrane; exocytic vesicle. Bases 379 to 2253 code for a protein of 624 amino acids. The transcript has 17 exons. Gene Ontology annotation, molecular function: small GTPase binding; neurexin family protein binding.
AAAGAAUAUCAGCUAGCAAGAAGAGGUUCAUAUAUCCCAAUCCAGGUCCUGAAAAGUUCAAUCUUUCUCCUUAAAAUCAGGUCCUAAUGUAAAAUUCCUCAUGUUAAAGUAAGGAGACAGAGAUUGCAGUGAGCCAGCAUAAGUAUGCUCAUCAGGCACUGAGAAUGGGGAAAUAAUGAUUGGCAGAGAGAGAAGUUAUUUUAAUUUUUCUUCAAGAGUACAAUACAACACAGAACUGCCACUAAUGAAAAAAAUACACUGGCUGCUAAAAGGACUCUUACGUCUCUUAUUUGCUGAACCUUGUCACUAAAUGUUAGCAACAUUAUACUUUUGGGAUGUUCUUGAAUAUUCUCUAAAAACAGUAAAAUAAGUGAGAAAAUGUCACAGGGACUUAACCUCAACCUCCUGAAGGGACGGGAACAAGAGAUUAUUUUAGAUGUCUUGUAUCGUGACCAAAUAUUGAGAAAGAUGGAUGAAGAAAGAAUAAGGAAACUAAAAAUGCAUCUGCAGCAACUUCGGUGGGAAGGGUCAAAAAGCAGCAGCUACAAAUACCCAGAGAAGUCAUGCGCCCGCUGUCAGAAAGCUCUUGGGGUGCUGAUGAAUAGAGGUGCUGUCUGUAAUGGGUGCAGCCAUCGAGUAUGCUCUGGAUGUCGCAUCAUUCUGAAUCCCUACAUGUGGAAAUGCACUCUCUGCUACGCUCACGAAGAUAUUAACGCAAAAGCAGGCAAAUGGUUUUUUGAGGAGCGAGCAAAGAAAUUUCCAGCUGAAGAUAGGCAUGAAACAGCUGGCACUAAGCUCCUGAAAUCUUAUCAAAAACUAAGUAACAUUUCUGUGGUUCCUCCAACUCCUCCUCCAUUCUCUGAAAAUACAAGUGGAUUUAAUACUGUGGAACAUGACCAGAGGAAAACUUUCCAUAGGUCUGUGGAGAAUUUAUUUCUGUCUUUUACCACACAUAUAAGGAAUAUCUCCAAGUCCCAGAAUGACAUGCUAGUUGAAAAAUGUCUUCUAACGACGGAUUAUGGACAGGAGAUGGAACUAAGGAAAGAAAAGAGGAGUCAGUCUGAUACCGCCAUUGAUAUUGGAACCAGGAUUAAACAGGCCCCAAGUCUUCAGCGACUUACAAGUGGAACACAAAUGGAAUGUGGAAUUACUCCUGAAAGGGAUUCCAUUCAAAAGGUCACUUCAUCCAGUCCCCUAAGUGGCAUAUUUUCUGCCGGCAUAAAACGAGAUAGUUUGUAUAGCAUAAACAGUACUUGCAGUGAGGCUGGCAGCUUUGAGAAAGUUGAUGUCAGUGGUGAAAUAGAACUUGCCAUCAGAUAUAUUUUCAACACUAGCAUUUUAGAAAUAUGUGUUAAGGCCUGCAAGAAUUUGGCAUAUGGAGAGGAGAGAAAGAAAAAGUGCAAUCCGUAUGUCAAGACUUAUUUGCUACCUGGUAAAUCUCCUCAGAAUAAACGGAAGACAUCAAUCAAAAAGAACACAAGGGAUCCUGCUUUCCAUGAAACAUUAAAGUACAAGAUUGAAUACUCCCAGCUGGAAAUGCGACAACUUCAGGUGUCUGUCUGGCAUUCUGGAACUUUCAGACGCCGAGUUUUCCUUGGAGAAGUGGUCAUACCAUUUGCUUCUUGGAAUUUUGAAGACAAGUCAAAUCAGUUGUUUAGUUGGUAUCAACUCAAAGCAAAGGCUGAAAAGUCUGAAGAUAACAUGGUUCACUGCAGUGGAGAACUUCUGGUGCGUGCAAAACUGGUUUUACCAUCUCUGUGUAACAACUCUAAAUAUGAAGAUCAGAUGAAAGAAAAUAUAAAACAUUCAAUGGAAGACAAAACAUAUCCUUAUUACCAGCUCCAUGUUAUAGUACUUGAAGCCAAAAAUUUGCCAGUGAUAAGACCUGAUGGCCUACUGAAUUCAUUUGUUAAAAGCUGCCUUCGCAUCCUGGGGCAACAUGACAUGAAACAAAGGACUCCUGUGCUGAAGAAACAAGCCCAUCCACAAUGGAAACAUUUGUUUGUCUUUAAUGGGGUUACCACAUCUCAGCUGCAGCAGUCUUGCCUGGACUUAACUGUCUGGGAUCAAACACCUUUUGGCUUACGUGAUCAGUUUUUGGGAGGUGCAAGGCUUGGAACAACAUCUCAAACCAGAACCUCAGAUGCAACCUCUCAAGCAUGUCUUCCAUGGCAAAAAGUACUCAGCAGCCCAAAUGAAUGGACAGAUAUAAUACUUACCCUACAGUCUAGUGCUCAUGCGUUUAACUUCUGAAUCAUUUUCAGACUGUCUCCUCCAGCUGCGGUAGACAGAAAGCUAUUUUUGUAGCAUCAAUCCUUGUG